Molecule: messenger RNA, 1650 nt
Organism: Tetrahymena thermophila SB210
Lineage: Eukaryota; Ciliophora; Oligohymenophorea; Hymenostomatida; Tetrahymenidae
Product: kinase domain protein
Exons: 3
Biological process (GO): peptidyl-serine phosphorylation; autophagy; autophagosome organization
Cellular component (GO): autophagosome; cytoplasm
Molecular function (GO): calcium ion binding; ATP binding; protein serine/threonine kinase activity
Source: RefSeq, a predicted model, not a curated record
AUGUCAAGAUAAAUUGGCAAUUACGUCUGGGACAACUCAGGUUUCCUAGGAGAAGGCUCUUAUGGUAAAGUAUACAAGGGCAAAGAUGUGAAAACAGGUGAGCUUGUGGCUGUAAAGUGCAUGGAUAUGUCACAAUUCACUGAUUAGUUUAUGAAGGAGUCACUUGAAAACGAAAUUGGAGUUAUGAAAAUUUUACAUUCUAAUAAUGUAGUUAGAAUGCUUCACUGUGAAUAAGACAAAAAAACUACCUAUAUCAUUUUAGAACUAUGUCCAGAUGGAGAUUUACGUAAAUUCAUUCACUCAAAUGGAGGACACCUUAAUGAAACUCUCUCAUUGGAGAUUUUGAAUUAGUUGAUGUUCGGAUUUAAGGAAUUAGUUGAUCAUGGAUUUAUCCACAGAGACAUUAAGCCUGAAAAUACUCUCAUUAAAAAUAAGGUUUAUAAGGUUGCUGAUUUUGGUUUUGCUUGCAAAGCUGACAUUUCUGGAAAGAAAUUGAUCAAAGAAUGUGUUGGUACUCCUUUAUAUAUGGCUCCUUAGCUCCUUGAAAACACUCCCUAUACUUCUAAGUCUGAUUUAUGGAGUAUUGGUAUGAUGUUCUAUGAAAUGCUCUUUGGUAAAACACCCUGGCCUGCUAGAGAUAUCAACAGUUACUUACGUAACAUGAAGAAUAGUCCUUUGAGAUUCCCAUAUGAUAAACCUAUUGGUAAAAAUACUAAAGAUUUUAUCACCAGAUGCCUUACCAUUAAUGAAAAGUCACGUAUUAGUUGGGAAGAAGUUUUCUAGCAUCCCAUAUUGAAGUCAAUAAGUGGCAAGCAAGAAGGUCCCGCUUUUAAUUUUGAUGAUAAAGCAAAACAAAUUAUUAGAAGUAUGCAACAAAUAGUAUAAACAAGAAACUUGAACACUGAAUAAAUCUUUUACAAGUUUGAUUCUGACCAUUAAGGUGGCCUUAACCCUUAAGAGUUCCAUUUACUCUUAUAGAAUAUAGACCCUCGUAUUACCUACUAUGAAUCUGAGCAUCUCUUUUAAAUAGUAGAUUCCUCAAAAGAUGGUAGAAUUUCUCUUUAGGAAUUCAAAGCUAUUUUCAACGAAUGGGACUUCAGUGACAUUAAUGAUGUUGGUGCCCAAGUUAUUGUUGAUCUUAAGGAAAUUAUAAAACACAAUAAACUCUCUCUUAAGCAAAUUUUCCAAAACUUCGAUAAGGAUAAAUAAGGAACCUUAGACUUACAAGAAUUCUAAAAGCUCAUUCGUGUUGUUGCUCCUCGUUUGAAAGAUUAUGAAAUCGUUCCAGUUUUCAAGAAAUUCGACACAAAUGGAGAUAAUUAGGUAUCCUUUGAAGAAUUUUAUAGAGUCUUGGCCUACGGAAUGGAAGAACAAGAUUCUAAGUUCAACCCUUCCUAUGAAAAAGGUAAAAAGCUUAUUGGUGAGCUCAAGCGUAUUAUCAAAAACCACAACUUAAACUUAAAGUAAAUUUUCAAUAAUUUCGAUAAGAGUAAAGAUGGAAAACUCAACUUAGAAGAAUUUACAAAACUUGUUCUUGUUAUUGAUAAGAAUCUCCCAAGCGCAGAAAUUAAGACUAUUUUUGAUUUAUUCAAUUCAGAUGGAGAUAAUGAAAUCACAUUUGAAGAAUUUUCUAACACUUUAGCAAAUUGA